CCCAAAUGACACUCCCACAUCUUUUUGGACUCAAGGCAAAUACUUUAGACAGAAUUUAAGAAAACUGAAAGAUCCCAGUGACUGUUGUGGUACUGCCAGGGGGAAAAGGUAAAUCUAUUUUGAUGAAUUCAUUAUUUUGCCAAAUAUUUCUUAAAAAUCCUUGGAGCGGUAUGUUUUGUCAUAUAAGUACAGUAUUGAUGUACAGUAUUAUGGUCCUUGGUGGGCUGCCAUUUAAUUGUUUUUAUUUGCAGGAACCAAUUCAUGAUGAAUCUUCCAACUUUUUCACUGAUGGUUGUACUUCUUGCAACAGCUUCGACUAAACCACUUGAUGAAAACUGGCCGCAGGAUGCCGCCAUCUCUGAAAAUAACCAGAAACAAGAAUCACUUGCUCGGGACAACCGGAGUCGUUCAUCUGAGUCCGCUCGCUCACGUGACUCAGGGGAGUCCAGAGACGUCUCUGAAAGUGAAUCCUCUGAGGAGUCCGUUCAUCUGCUGUCCGCGGAGCCACUGGCAGAAUUUUUCGAGGAGUCAUCCGAAGAAUCCUCUGAGGAGGCACCUGAAAAGUCUUCCGAGGGGUCCACCAAGUAUUCCUCUGAGGAGUCUUCUGAGGAGUCGUCAGAGGAAUCCUCCGAGGAGUCUUCUGAGGAGUCUUCCGAGGAGUCUUCCGAGGAGUCUUCUGAGGAGUCUUCCGAGGAGUCCUCAGAGGAAUCCUCCGAGGAACUUCCCGUCACAGAUCCCAUGAUGACAACCACAGAAGACACAAAUACAUCCACGCCCAAACCUGCCACCACAAUCUCAAAUGAGCAAGGCACAACCACACCUGCUGGAGAUGUGACCGUAAGCCGUGGCCUUUCCACUGAGUCUCACAUCACUGAAAGACGCGGAGACAACUAACGCGGUGACCAGUAACCUAAAAUGUAUUUCAAAAAGGUGAUGAUUGUGGGCUAAAAAUGGACUCAUUGUUAUCUGGAACCAUUUUAAAAAUUUGUUUCUAAUCAAACAUAAUGUAGCUGCAAGGAAAUCAGGAAACGAAUACUAAUAUUGCUUAAUAUUGCAAAUAUUUAAAGACAUUUGUUAAUAACUGUUCUAAUGUAUGAAAUGUCCUGUACUGGUGUACAUACCAUACCUCUAAAAUCCUACAAAUAAAUGCUGUGUUCCACAAGA
This is a messenger RNA of Hippocampus zosterae (dwarf seahorse), 1164 nucleotides long. RefSeq lists its product as uncharacterized. Bases 262 to 894 code for a protein of 210 amino acids. The record is from RefSeq and is a predicted model, not a curated record. Lineage: Eukaryota; Metazoa; Chordata; Actinopteri; Syngnathiformes; Syngnathidae. The transcript has 2 exons.